AUGACUGCACCAUCAAAGGAAGAUAUUGUACCACUUUGGUUAGACUGCGACACAGGGCACGAUGAUGCUUUGGCCAUUCUGUUGUCCGCACAGCAUCCUUCCAUAAACCUCCUGGGCAUCAGCACAAUCCAUGGGAAUGCCUCUCUCAAUAACACCACAUACAACACCCGGGCUAUCUUGAAGGCUAUUGGCCGCGAGGAUGUUCCCGUUUACAUCGGUGCCUCGAAGCCAUUCUGCCGCACUCCUGCUGCUGCAGCCGACAUCCACGGAGAAUCCGGACUCGAUGGAACGACAUGUCUACCUGUGCCGACAGUGCCUGCGAGGACAGAUCUGACAGCAGUGGAUGCCAUGUAUCAAGCUCUAAUCGCUCAGCCUGCCGGAACCGCAUACGUUGUCGCAACGGGUGCUUGCACGAACAUCGCUUUACUUUUUGCUGUAUAUCCUGAUCUCGCAGAACAUAUCGCUGGUCUAUCCAUCAUGGGUGGGGCGAUUGGUGGUGGCUUCAGCGAUGCACCAAUGGGUAUAGUGCAUGGUAAGGAAGAUAGACCUGGGAAUUGGACACCUUUUGCAGAGUUUAACAUCUAUAUUGAUCCGGAGUCGGCUAGCUCCAUCUUCUCCAACGAGAUCCUGUCGAAGAAGACUACAUUAAUCCCUCUCGAUCUCACACAUCAGUUCCUCGCCACGGAGGAUGUGCAGCAGGGUAUGCUGCACGGCUUCAAUAAGACACAAGCUGCAGCCGGCAACCAAGUCUCGUUACCUCGAAAACUGUUUUACGAGAUUCUAACAUUCUUUGCCAAAACAUACGCAGAGGUAUUCGGGUUGACGCAAGGACCUCCAGCACAUGACCCGUUGGCCGUUGCGGCCAUUAUUUUCAAUGACUUAUUCCAUGACAAUGAUGGCGAGCGAUACGCAAUCGAAGUCAUUACAGAAGGUCUGCAUGGAUCGUCCGUUGAGAUACGGUCGAGCGAGUCUCAAUGCGGGCGGACGAUUGCUACAUUGUUGCCGAAGGGCACCGCAGGUGUCAGGAUUCCUCGAUCGCUCGAAAAGGAACAAUUGUGGCGAUUAUUAGAAGGGUGUCUAACGCGGAUUGGGGCGAAGGGAUUGAAUUGA
Molecule: messenger RNA, 1110 nt
Organism: Cercospora beticola
Lineage: Eukaryota; Fungi; Ascomycota; Dothideomycetes; Mycosphaerellales; Mycosphaerellaceae
Product: nucleoside hydrolase
Biological process (GO): purine nucleoside catabolic process
Cellular component (GO): cytosol
Molecular function (GO): purine nucleosidase activity
Source: RefSeq, a predicted model, not a curated record